Molecule: messenger RNA, 1903 nt
Organism: Neurospora hispaniola
Lineage: Eukaryota; Fungi; Ascomycota; Sordariomycetes; Sordariales; Sordariaceae
Product: WD40-repeat-containing domain protein
Exons: 2
Coding region: 177-1688 (503 amino acids)
Biological process (GO): mRNA splicing, via spliceosome
Cellular component (GO): catalytic step 2 spliceosome; precatalytic spliceosome; Prp19 complex
Molecular function (GO): protein binding
Source: RefSeq, a predicted model, not a curated record
CUUUCAUCACUGCAUCCAGUCUUCAACUUUCGCUUUGACAUAAAGUCAACAACCACGCCCCGAAUUCGGAUUUCAUCACAAUCACCGACUUUUAACUCCCUCCGGACAUAUUGAAAAAUAAUUCGCACAAGGAACUUAAACGACGAAACAACCCUAUCCGACUUCAUUCCCUUAAAAUGGCGGCCGAGGUUGCCAACAGCGCCGCCAAUGGCUCUGGCCCUGACACCAACCCGCUCUCGACCAUGAUCCGCGAGAACGCUAGAAAAACGAAACUCAUCUACGCCGCCACAACCACAACUACAGAUGCCUCUGGCACCUCUGGGAGAAAGCGUCUAAAACUUGACCCUGGGCUUGCGUCAGAAGAUCCCGACAUCACCAAGACCGGCCUAUCUCUCCGUCUCCACGCCGAGUACAGCGACGUCCAGACCCUCCCCGAAGCCAUUGCCUCCAAGUUGCCAGCCGGCGGACCACGCAAAAAGAAGGCCAAGCCAGCCAUUGAAGAGGCUCCCUCAAAAUCCGAAGAACAUGCCCGCAAACUCAUCGAGGGUAUCCCACCGAGCAAGUCUGCCGCCGCCAACUCGAAUGCUCUGGUGCUGUCGCGCAGCAAGCCCAGCGCUGGCGCGUCGUCAACCAGACCAAAUGCGCAACGAAACGAGCCCCAAACAAACAGCCUGGCGCGGCGAUCCGACGUGCUGGUACAGCCCAGGCCAGAUUGGCACCCACCUUGGAAGCUUCUCAAGGUGCUUUCGGGCCAUCUGGGAUGGGUGCGUGCCUUGGCAGUAGAACCGGACAACAAGUGGUUUGCCUCGGGCGCAGGCGACCGCACCAUCAAGAUUUGGGAUUUGGCGUCAGGAGCCCUGAAGUUGACUCUUACCGGACACAUCUCGACGGUUCGCGGAUUGGCCGUGUCACCGAGACACCCAUACCUGUUCUCGUGCGGUGAGGAUAAGAUGGUCAAGUGCUGGGAUUUGGAGACGAACAAGGUUAUCCGACAUUACCACGGCCAUCUCAGCGGUGUUUAUACCCUUGCGCUGCAUCCUACACUGGAUGUUUUGGUAACAGGUGGUCGCGACGGUGUCGCGCGCGUGUGGGAUAUGCGGACAAGAAGCAACAUCCACGUCCUCUCUGGACACACAGGCACAGUAGCGGAUCUUGUCUGUCAGGAGGCCGACCCUCAGGUUAUCACAGCCAGCUUGGACUCGACCGUUCGCAUGUGGGAUCUGGCAGCCGGCAAGACGAUGGGCGUCUUGACACAUCACAAGAAGGGUGUGCGAGCGUUGACGACUCAUCCAACCGAGUUUACGUUCGCAACGGGUAGCACAGGCAGCAUCAAGCAGUGGAAGUGUCCCGAGGGUGCUUUUAUGCAGAACUUUGAGGGACACAAUGCCAUCAUCAACACAUUAUCCGUGAACGACCAAAACGUCAUGUUCUCUGGUGGCGACAAUGGUUCCAUGAGCUUCUGGGAUUGGAAGUCGGGCCAUCGCUUCCAGGCUCUUGAUACGAUUGCUCAGCCUGGUUCGCUUGAUGCUGAGUCGGGUAUCAUGAGCUCGACCUUUGACAAGUCUGGCGCCCGCUUGAUUUGCGGUGAAGCGGACAAGACCAUUAAAAUCUGGGGUGAAGAUCUUAGCGCAACACCAGAGUCGCAUCCCCUCGAGUGGAAGCCAACAUUGGCUAAGCGGAAAUUUUAAGCAUCGUGAAAGGCGAGAACUGAGAAUGUCAUACCUCUUCAUUUGAAUGCAGGUCAAAGACGAGCAGGCGAAAAAGGGAUAUAAUGGAUAGACGACAAACCUGGGAUAGCGUGUUAAUCAACCAAAUGGACUUUGACACUCAGAGUAAUGAGCAUUAGACCGAUAAUCUUUGUCCAUAACUAUAGGGUAUCAUUACUAUCAUUCAAAGAAGCACA